GUUUUUAGGGGCCUAGCAGGCCACUUGAUCACAUAUAUAAAGCCAGGCUCUUCAUCUAGGAUUUAGCAGUGGGAGGUCAGAGAGUUACAUUUCCUUUUCUUCCUUGGUGGUAUGCGGGACCUUUGCAGGCAAAUUCCUUUGAAAGAUCCUCAACUAUCACCCUAAAAACAUCCCCAGUAUAUCACCAAACCUGAAAGGGAAAAACAAAACUCCUUAGACCCUACUUUUCUUGACUUGCAUAAAGGCCAGAGUGAGUUACCUGAGUGGAUUGAGAGAUGGCAGGAGGAGGAUUUGUUGCUCAACAAGGUGGAGGGGCCGGCUAUGAAGGUCGUGUCACCGCCUUUGUGGUGUGCACCUGUCUGAUUGCCGCCACUGGCGGUCUCCUCUUCGGUUAUGACCUUGGAAUCUCAGGCGGGGUGACCUCAAUGGAACCGUUUCUGAAAAAGUUCUUCCCUUCGGUUUUUGCAAAACAGAAUAAUGCAGCCAAACACGAAAGUGAGUAUUGCAAAUUUGAUAGCCAGCUGCUUACAUUGUUCACCUCUUCCCUCUACCUUGCUGCUUUGGUAGCGUCCUUCUUUGCUUCAGUUGUAACGAGGAUCUUUGGCCGAAAAGUUUCCAUGUUCGUUGGAGGCCUUGCUUUUCUCGUCGGUUCCAUCUUAAAUGGUGUUGCUAUGAACGUUGCAGUCCUAAUUAUUGGCCGUUUGUUGCUUGGUGUGGGUGUUGGAUUUGCUAAUCAGUCUGUUCCAGUUUACCUAUCCGAAAUGGCACCAGCAAAGAUUAGAGGAGCUUUGAACAUUGGUUUCCAAAUGGCCAUUACAAUUGGAAUUCUAGUCGCAGGCCUUAUUAACUAUGGUACAGCAAAGAUCGAAGGUGGAUGGGGAUGGAGAGUUUCUCUGGCUCUUGCAGUCGUUCCUGCCUUAGUGAUGACCCUUGGAGCGAUCGUGCUACCAGACACUCCCAAUUCUAUUCUUGAGAGAGGCCAUUCUGAGAAGGCAAGACAAAUGUUGCAAAAAGUUCGAGGCACCCAAAACGUUGAUGAUGAGUUUCAAGACCUUGUUGAUGCGAGUGAAGCUGCCAAGAAAGUGGAUCACCCAUGGAGGAACAUUCUCCAACCAAGAUACAGGCCUCAACUUGUCCUCUGCAUUCUCAUUCCAUUCUUCCAACAACUCACUGGCAUUAAUGUGAUCAUGUUUUAUGCACCUGUUCUCUUCAAGACCUUGGGUUUUGGUGAUGACGCGUCACUCAUGUCUGCGGUUAUCUCUGGCACUGUGAAUGUCCUCGCCACAACUGUUUCCAUCUAUUCUGCUGAUAGGUUCGGAAGAAGGAUUUUGUUCCUUGAAGGUGGCGUUCAAAUGAUUAUUAGCCAGAUUGCGGUUGGAAUCAUGAUAGCCGUGAAGUUUGGGCUCAAUGGUGAGGGGACCUUGUCAAAAUCUGAUGCCAACUUCCUGCUGUUCUUAAUCUGUGUGUACGUAGCAGCAUUCGCAUGGUCUUGGGGGCCAUUGGGAUGGUUGGUGCCUAGUGAGAUUUGCCCUCUAGAGAUCCGAUCAGCUGGACAAGCCAUCAACGUUGCAGUUAACAUGAUCUUCACCUUCAUCAUUGCUCAAGUUUUCCUCUCCAUGCUUUGCCACAUGAAGUUUGGCCUCUUCUUUUUCUUCGCUGCCUUUGUUAUAAUCAUGACUAUCGUCAUUUACUUCUUCUUGCCUGAGACAAAGAACGUCCCGAUUGAAGAGAUGAACAAAGUAUGGAAGCAACACUGGUUCUGGGCCAAGUACAUCCCAGAUGAGGCUGUUAAAGGUGCCAACCGCAAAGUUGAGCAAAGGGAUGCUUGAAGCAAGAUCCAACACAUGUGCUUUGCCAAUUAUUUAGGUUAAGGUUGUGGUUGUGAUCAUCAGAAAAGGAAAAUAACAAGAAGGAACAGCAGAACAACAAAAACAAAGCUCUGUACCCUUUUACCUUUACCAUAACACACCGAAACUUUACCAAACUUUCAGUCUUUCUGAAAACUGUCGUUAUCUCCUGACCAGACAAUCGUACACCUCAAUAAAGAUUAUAAGUUUCUUACACACACAAAAUGAUGUUAUUCAAAUGGACUAAAGAAGAAUGUGAGAUACACCUAACAAAAAAAAAACCCAAGGAUUACUUAUAAUAACAGGGUGUCAACCAGUGGCUUAAAAACAAGAAAAUCAUAGCUCAACUUCCUUUCGAGUUGAGCACCACCCAUCAAAAAGAGGAGGUGGCUCUGCACCUCUAAACAGAAUUUACAGAAAAGUUGUUGCUAUUGCAACAUUAGGCUGUAACAGAGCGGCUAGGGACAACCAUAACAAGUUUUCCUACCAAUCCUACUGAUUGCCAUCAAUCAAAAGCUCAUAUUUGAUAAACUAUCCUUCUAUAACUCUACACACCACAAAUUACCACUCCAUCAAAAUAGUUUUUUUCAAUCUAAGAUAGCAAAUGAUACUAGAACUAAUUUCCACGACAUG
Theobroma umbraticum is the source of this 2480-nucleotide messenger RNA. Its product is annotated as sugar transport protein 10-like. Gene Ontology annotation, cellular component: membrane. Gene Ontology annotation, biological process: monosaccharide transmembrane transport. The record is from RefSeq and is a predicted model, not a curated record. Gene Ontology annotation, molecular function: monosaccharide transmembrane transporter activity. Lineage: Eukaryota; Viridiplantae; Streptophyta; Magnoliopsida; Malvales; Malvaceae.